Messenger RNA from Oncorhynchus masou masou (cherry salmon), 3765 nucleotides. RefSeq names its product collagen alpha-2(I) chain-like. The coding region runs from base 1 to 3765 and encodes 1254 amino acids. The record is from RefSeq and is a predicted model, not a curated record. The transcript has 5 exons. NCBI's taxonomy places the organism in Eukaryota, Metazoa, Chordata, Actinopteri, Salmoniformes, Salmonidae.
AUGUUGGUGGCUGAUUGCACAGCCAAUCAGAGAAACCCUUUCUGGUGCUUUGAUCUGAAUGUGAUCCUGGUACAGAUGAACAAGACGUGGGAGGAGCCUCUGGAUCACUGCAGGAGGCAAUACAAUGACCUCACCAGUCUGCUGUCUGAGAAUGAGCAGCUCCUCGUCCAGAGAAUGAUGAAUUCAAAGGGGGCCCAGACGGACCAUGUGUGGACCGGUCUACGCUUUUUCAGUGGUUUCUGGUUGUGGGUGAAUGGAGACCCCUGGAGAACCAGGCCUGGACUGGGAGGAGGUUGGCUAAGGCUGCCCCACCCAACACCUCCGCUGUGGGACCCUGGCCAGAGAGGGAGAGCAUUGGGGAACCAGGCCUGGACUGGGAGGAGGUUGGCUCAGGCUGCCCCACCCAACACCUCCGCUGUGGGACCCUGGCCAGAGAGGGAGAGCAUUGGGGGAACCAGGCCUGGACUGGGAGGAGGUUGGCUCAGGCUGCCCCGCCCAACACCUCCGCUGUGGGACCCUGGCCAGAGAGGGAGCAUUGGGGAAACAGGCCUGGACUGGGAGGAGGUUGGCUCAGGCUGCCCCGCCCAACACCUCCGCUGUGGGACCCUGGCCAGAGAGGGAGAGCAUUGGGGAAACAGGCCUGGACUGGGAGGAGGUUGGCUCAGGCUGCCCCACCCAACACCUCCGCUGUGGGACCCUGGCCAGAGAGGGAGAGCAUUGGGGAACCAGGCCUGGACUGGGAGGAGGUUGGCUCAGGCUGCCCCGCCCAACACCUCCGCUGUGGGACCCUGGCCAGAGAGGAGAGCAUUGGGGAACCAGGCCUGGACUGGGAGGUUGGCUCAGGCUGCCCCGCCCAACACCUCCGCUGUGGGACCCUGGCCAGAGAGGGAGAGCAUUGGGGAAACAGGCCUGGACUGGGAGGAGGUUGGCUCAGGCUGCCCCACCCAACACCUCCGCUGUGGGACCCUGGCCAGAGAGGGAGAGCAUUGGGGAACCAGGCCUGGGAGGAGGUUGGCUCAGGCUGCCCCACCCAACACCCACUGUGGGACCUGGCCAGAGAGGGAGAGCAUUGGGGAACCAGGCCUGGGAGGAGGUUGGCUCAGGGCUGCCCCACCCAACACCUCCGCUGUGGGACCCUGGCCAGAGAGGGAGAGCAUUGGGAACCAGGCCUGGACUGGGAGGAGGUUGGCUCAGGCUGCCCCACCCAACACCUCCGCUGUGGGACCCUGGCCAGAGAGGGAGAGCAUUGGGGAAACAGGCCUGGACUGGGAGGAGGUUGGCUCAGGCUGCCCCACCCAACACCUCCGCUGUGGGACCCCUGGCCAGAGAGGGAGAGCAUUGGGGAACCAGGCCUGGACUGGGAGGAGGUUGGCUCAGGCUGCCCGCCCAACACCUCCGCUGUGGGACCCUGGCCAGAGAUGGAGAGCAUUGGGGAACCAGGCCUGGACUGAGGAGGAGGUUGGCUCAGGCUGUCCCGCCCAACACCUCCGCUGUGGACCCUGGCCAGAGAGGGAGAGCAUUGGGGAACUAGGCCUGGACUGGGAGGAGGUUAGCUCAGGCUGCCCCACCCAACACCUCCGUGGGGACCCUGGCCAGAGAGGGAGAGCAUUGGAAACCAGGCCUGGACUGGGAGGAAGUUGGCUCAGGCUGCCCCGCCCAACACCUCCGCUGUGGGACCCUGGCCAGAGAGGGAGAGCAUUGGGGAAACAGGCCUGGACUGGGGAGGAGGUUGGCUCAGGCUGCCCCGCCCAACACCUCCGCUGUGGGACCCUGGCCAGAGGGGGAGAGCAUUGGGGAACCAGGGACUGGGAGGAGGUUGGCUCAGGCUGCCCCACCCAACACCUCCGCUGUGGGACCCUGGCCAGAGAGGAGAGCAUUCGGGAACCAGGCCUGGACUGGGAGGAGGCUGGCUCAGGCUGCCCCGCCCAACACCUCCGCUGUGGACCCUGGCCAGAGAGGGAGAGCAUUGGGGAACCAGGCCUGGACUGGAGGAGGCUGGCUCAGGCUGCCCCACCCAACACCUCCGCUGUGGGACCCUGGCCAGAGAGGGAGAGCUUUGGGGAACCAGGCCUGGAUUGGGAGGGGAGGUUGGCUCAGGCUGCCCCACCCAACACCUCCGCUGCUGCCCCACCCAACACCUCCGCUGUUGGACCCUGGCCAGAGAGGGAGAGCAUUGGGGAACCAGGCCUGGACUGUGAGGAGGUUGGCUCAGGCUGCCCCACCCAACACCUCCGCUGUGGGACCCUGGCCAGAGAGGAAGAGCAUUGGGGAACCAGGCCUGGACUGGGAGGAGGUUGGCUCAGGCUGCCCCACCCAACACCUCCGCUGUGGGACCCUGGCCAGAGAGGGAGAGCAUUGGGGAACCAGGGCCUGGACUGUGAGGAGGUUGGCUCAGGCUGCCCACCCAACACCCUCCGCUGUGGGACCCUGGCCAGAGAGGAGAGCAUUGGGGAACCAGGCCUGGACUGGGAGGAGGUUGGCUCAGGCUGCCCCACCCAACACCUCCGCUGUGGGACCCUGGCCAGAGAGGGAGAGCAUUGGGGAACCAGGGCCUGGACUGGGAGGAGGUUGGCUCAGGCUGCCCCACCCAACACCUCCGCUGUGGGACCCUGGCCAGAGAGGGAGAGCAUUGGGGAACCAGGCCUGGACUGGGAGGGAGAGAGGGAGAGCAUUGGGGAACCAGGCCUGGACUGGGAGGAGGUUGGCUCAGGCUGCCCCGCCCAACACCUCCGCUGUGGGACCCUGGCCAGAGAGGAGAGCAUUGGGGAACCAGGCCUGGACUGGGCCCCGAGGUGGGACCCUGGCCAGAGAGGGAGAGCAUUGGGGAACCAGGCCUGGACUGGGAGGAAGUUGGCUCAGGCUGCCCCACCCAACACCUCCGCUGUGGGACCCUGGCCAGAGAGGGAGAGCAUUGGGGAACCAGGCCUGGACUGGGAGGAGAGAGGGAGAGUUUUGGGGAACCAGGCCUGGACUGGGAGGAGGUUGGCUCAGGCUGCCCCACCCAACACCUCCACUGUGGGACCCUGGCCAGAGAGGGAGAGCAUGGGGAACCAGGCCUGGACUGGGAGGAGGUUGGCUCAGGCUGCCCCACCCAACACCUCCGCUGUGGGACCCUGGCCAGAGAGGGAGAGCAUUGGGGGAACCAGGCCUGGGGUGGGAGGAGGUUGGCUCCAGGGCUGCCCCACCCAACACCUCCGCUGUGGACCCUGGCCAGAGAGGGAGAGCAUUGGGGAACCAGGCCUGGACUGUAGAGGAGGUUGGCUCAGGCUGCCCCACCCAACACCUCCACUGUGGGACCCUGGCCAGAGAGGGAGAAAGCUUGGGGAAACAGGCCUGGACUGGGAGGAGGUUGGCUCAGGCUGCCCCACCCAACACCUCCGCUGUGGGACCCUGGCCAGAGAGGAGAGCAUUGGGGAACCAGGCCUGGACUGGAGGAGGUUGGCUCAGGCUGCCCCACCCAACACCUCCGCUGUGGACCCUGGCCAGAGAGAGGGAGAGCAUUGGGGAACCAGGCCUGGACUGGGAGGAGAGAGGGAGAUCAUUGGGGAACUAGGCCUGGGGGAGGUUGGCUCAGGCUGCCGCACCCAACACCUCCGCUGUGGGACCCUGGCCAGAGAGGGAGAGCAUUGGGAACCAGGCCUGGACUGGGAGGAGGUUGGCUCAGGCUGCCCCACCCAACACCUCCGCUGUGGGACCCUGGCCAGAGAGGGAGAGCUUUGGGAACCAGGGAUUCACAGGAGAGGGAGGAACUUCCUCUGUUUCUAG